CAGGCUGGGUCGCCCCUCUCUCCUCUUCGCCGAGGUCUUCCUCCUUCCACAACCCCACCCCCAAGGGAGAUCUUUGUCCUUCCUGACGUCUAGCCGGCCCUCGACCAGCAGCUACUCCCCUCUGCCCAGCUGCUCCCAUCCACAGGAGCUCUUGGGGGCCUCCAUGGCAUUGCCCACUUCCACCAACCCAGCGCAUGCUCACUUUGAGAGCUUCCUGCAGGCCCAGCUGUGCCAGGAUGUGCUGAGCAGCUUCCAGGGGCUAUGUGAGGCCCUGGGGGUGGAGGCUGGCAGGGGGCUGACCCAGUAUCACAAGAUCAAGGCUCAGCUCAACUACUGGAGUGCCAAGUCCCUGUGGGCCAAGUUGGACAAACGAGCAGGCCAGCCUGUGUACCAGCAGGGCCGGGCCUGCACCAGCACCAAGUGCCUAGUGGUGGGCGCUGGACCUUGCGGGCUACGAACUGCAGUGGAGCUGGCACUGCUAGGGGCCCACGUGGUGCUGGUAGAAAAGCGCACCAAGUUCUCUCGUCACAACGUGCUCCACCUCUGGCCCUUCACCAUCCACGACUUGCGAGCACUCGGUGCCAAGAAGUUCUAUGGGCGCUUCUGCACUGGCACCUUGGACCACAUCAGCAUCCGGCAGCUUCAGCUGGUACUGCUGAAGGUGGCAUUACUGCUGGGGGUGGAAAUUCACUGGGGUGUCACUUUCAGUGGCCUCCAGCCCCCUCCCAAAAAGGGGAGUGGCUGGCGUGCCCAACUCCAGCCCAGCCCCCCAGCCCAACUGGCCAACUAUGAAUUUGAUGUCCUUAUCUCGGCUGCUGGAGGUAAAUUCGUCCCUGAAGGCUUCACAGUUCGAGAAAUGCGAGGCAAACUGGCCAUUGGCAUCACGGCCAACUUUGUGAAUGGGCGCACCGUGGAGGAGACACAGGUGCCUGAGAUCAGUGGCGUGGCCAGGAUCUACAACCAGAGCUUCUUCCAGAGCCUGCUCAAGGCCACAGGCAUUGAUCUGGAGAACAUUGUGUACUACAAGGACGACACCCACUACUUUGUGAUGACAGCCAAGAAGCAGUGCCUACUGCGACUGGGGGUGCUACGCCAGGACUAUUCGGAGACCGAUCGGCUCUUGGGAAGUGCCAAUGUGGUGCCCGAGGCUCUGCAGCACUUUGCCCGGGCAGCUGCUGACUUUGCCACCCAUGGCAAGCUCGGGAAGCUGGAGUUUGCCCAGGAUGCCCACGGGCACCCUGACGUCUCUGCCUUUGACUUCACAAGCAUGAUGCGGGCAGAGAGCUCUGCUCGCGUGCAAGAGAAGCACGGUGCCCGCCUGCUGCUGGGACUGGUGGGGGACUGCCUGGUGGAGCCCUUCUGGCCCCUGGGCACUGGAGUGGCCCGGGGCUUCCUGGCCGCCUUUGAUGCAGCCUGGAUGGUAAAGCGGUGGGCAGAAGGUGCUGAGCCCCUAGAGGUGCUGGCUGAGCGCGAGAGCCUGUACCAGCUCCUGUCACAGACAUCCCCGGAAAACAUGCACCGCAACAUGGCCCAGUAUGGGCUGGACCCAGCCACCCGCUACCCCAACCUGAACCUCCGGGCUGUGACUCCCAACCAGGUACAAGACCUGUAUGAUGUGCUAGCCAAGGAGCCUGUGCAGAAGAAGAGUGACAAGACAGACACAGGAAAGCUGGCCACUGGCACCCAGGAGGCAUUGCUACGCUGGUGCCAGGAGCAAACCACUGGGUACCCAGGUGUCCGUGUCACUGACCUGUCCUCCUCCUGGGCUGACGGGCUAGCUCUGUGUGCUCUGGUGUAUCGGCUGUGCCCUGGCCUGCUGGAACCCUCAGAGCUGCAGGGGGUGGGGGCUUUGGAAGCAACUUCGCGGGCGCUGAAGGUGGCAGAGCAGGAGCUGGGCAUCACACCAGUGUUGUCUGCACAGGCAGUGGUGGCGGGAAGUGAUCCGCUGGGCCUUAUUGCCUACCUUAGCCACUUCCACAGUGCCUUCAAGGACAAGCCCCACAGCCCAGGCCCCGUCAGCCAAGGAUCUCCAGGGACCUCCAGUGCUGUCUUAUUCCUUGGCAAACUGCAGAGGACCCUGCAGCGGACCCGGGCCCAGGAAAAUGGGGAGAAUGCUGGUGGCAAGAAACCUCGCUUGGUGGUAAAUGCAAGCAGGGGCUGGAUGGUCCCUGUCCCAUGUGUUGUCUCCCUUCAUCAGGUAGAGGCUGAGAUUCCAAGUACUGAGGAUCCACCUGUCCCAGAGCCCAGUGUACCCCUGACACCCCCACCCCAAAACCAGGAGGUUGGUGCCGGGGACCUGUGUGCACUCUGUGGGGAACGCCUCUAUAUCCUGGAACGCCUCUGUGUCGACGGCUGUUUCUUCCACCGGAGCUGCUUCCACUGCCAUGUCUGUGAGGCCACGUUGUGGCCAGGGAGCUAUGGGCAGCACCCAGGAGAUGGACACUUCUACUGCCUCCAGCACCUGCCCCAACCAGGCCACAAAGAUGAUAACAGGGACACAGGCUCUGAGAGUCGGGAGCUGCCCACACCAGGCAGUGACAGUCUGCCAUCGGCCCCCUCGAUGCCCCCAGUCCCCCAGGAAGGUACCAAUCCUGCACCAAGUCCCAGCCGGCCUGCCCGUCAGCUGAUUCGCCUCUCUAGCCCAGAACGCCGGCGGUUAUCCUCCCUUAACCUUACCCCUGACCCGGAAAUGGAGCCCCCUCCUAAGCCCCCCCGCAGCUGCGCUACCUUGGCCCGCCAGGCCCUGGAGGGCAGCUUUGUGGGCUGGGGAAUGCCCGCCCAGGGACCUCAAGGGCUCCCUAGCUCAGCUCUUGUGGCCUUGAAGGAGGAGGAAGGAGAGAGUCCCCCCUCCAGUGAAGAGGAAGAAGAGGAACAGGAAGAUAUUGCUUUGGAUGAAGACAUGGAGCAGGCCCUGCUGACCUUUGCCAAGAACUCAGGUACCAUGGACAAGUAUCCAACAUGGCGCCGGACUCUGAUGCGCCGUGGCAAGGAAGAGCAGAUGAAGAGAUUCUGCAAGGCCCAGGCCAUCCAACGGCGACAAAAUGAGAUCGAGGUUUCUCUGAUGGAGCUGGAGGCUGAGGGCAUGAAGCUGGAGCUGGCCUUGAGGAGCCCCAGCAUUUCCCCAGAAAGGCAAAAGGCACUGUGGCUAGAACAGCUGUUAAAGCUUGUUGAGAAGAAAAACGGUCUGGUGGCUGAGGAAGCUGAACUCAUGAUCACGGUGCAGGAGCUGAAAUUGGAGGACGAACAGUGGCAGCUGGACCAGGAACUACGAGGCUACAUGAACCGGGAAGAAACCCUAAAGACAGCUGCUGAUCGGCAGGCUGAGGACCGGAUCCUAAAGAAGCUGCUGGAUGUGGUGCACCAGCGAGAUGCUCUCAUCUGCUUCCAGGAAGAGCGCAGGCUCAGUGAGCUGGCCUUCGGGGUGGGGGCCCAGGGUUAGAGAUCUGGGGGCUGUCUGACUCCUGCCCUGUAAGAAAAAUGCCCAUAGUGCAUUUCCCAACUGUGUUCUCAGGACCAGUGCCUGACCUCACAACCUCGCCCAAGGACAGUGCCAGCCCUACUUAUCUAGACUGCCUGAGAGAGGGCGUUAUUGUUUAUGGUAAAAACGUUUCUGCCACAAACAA
Molecule: messenger RNA, 3623 nt
Organism: Loxodonta africana (African savanna elephant)
Lineage: Eukaryota; Metazoa; Chordata; Mammalia; Proboscidea; Elephantidae
Gene: MICAL1
Product: microtubule associated monooxygenase, calponin and LIM domain containing 1
Exons: 25
Coding region: 164-3439 (1091 amino acids)
Molecular function (GO): FAD binding; protein binding
Source: RefSeq, a predicted model, not a curated record